Cariama cristata (Red-legged seriema) is the source of this 285-nucleotide messenger RNA. Its product is annotated as C-C motif chemokine 5-like. Gene Ontology annotation, cellular component: extracellular region. The coding region runs from base 1 to 285 and encodes 94 amino acids. Gene Ontology annotation, molecular function: CCR chemokine receptor binding; chemokine activity. NCBI's taxonomy places the organism in Eukaryota, Metazoa, Chordata, Aves, Cariamiformes, Cariamidae. Gene Ontology annotation, biological process: lymphocyte chemotaxis; chemokine-mediated signaling pathway; positive regulation of GTPase activity. The transcript is spliced from 3 exons. The record is from RefSeq and is a predicted model, not a curated record.
AUGCUUGGCGCAAGGACGGUCCUGGUGCUGGCGAUGCUCCUCACCCUCUCCCCACACUGCGAUGCAGCCCCUUACACACCGUUCGAGUGCUGCUUCAGUUACGUGAAGUCCCCUAUCUGGCAAGCUAACCUGAAGGAUUUCUACACAACUCCCAAGGAGUGUUUUUCCCCAGCAAUUGUGUUUGAGACCAGGAAUGGGACCAAGGUCUGUGCAAACCCAAAGGUGACUUGGGUGAAGAAAGCAGUUGAGAAGCUUCAAAAAAGGAAGAGACUUCAAGACCCGUGA